Messenger RNA from Ochotona curzoniae (black-lipped pika), 2987 nucleotides. RefSeq names its product FIC domain protein adenylyltransferase (gene FICD). NCBI's taxonomy places the organism in Eukaryota, Metazoa, Chordata, Mammalia, Lagomorpha, Ochotonidae. The record is from RefSeq and is a predicted model, not a curated record. The transcript has 3 exons. Gene Ontology annotation, molecular function: protein binding. Bases 255 to 1631 code for a protein of 458 amino acids.
GAAGAAGGUCCCGGGAACUGACGACCCCGCGGAGUGCGAUCGCUCAUCAGCCGCCGGGAAGGCCCUAUCCGAGCCGCGAGCGAUCUGCAGCGAACAGAGGUGAGAGGAGGAGCCCGCGCCAUUCCCCUAGCCGCUAAAGCUGCACCACCCUGAACGUGUCCACUUCCCUGCCUCUCUUCCUAUGAGCCUCGGCUCCUUGCAGAUCCCACCGUCUCAGCUGUGGACAUGUACAAGGGACCCCUCCCGGAGUCCAGAUGACGCUCCUGCCCAUGGCUUCGUUGAUGGCUGCGACAGAACCAAAAUGGGUCUCGGUCUGGAGCCGCUUCCUAUGGCUGGUGCUGCUCAGCACAGUGCUGGGGUCCCUGCUGGCCCUGUUGCUGCCACUGGGGGCCGUCGAGGAGCAGUGUCUGGCCAUACUCAAAGGCUUCUACCUGCUCAGGAGCCAGCUGGACACAGCACAGCAGGUGGUCACCAAGCACACGAGUCCGUCCACUGAGCUCAGUGUCUCCUCCAGGGAUGCUGGGCUGCUGGUGCUCAAGACCAAGGCUUCCCCAGCUGCUAAGUUGGAGGCCAGAGCAGCCUUGAACCAGGCCCUGGAAAUGAAACGCCAUGGCAAGCGGGAUAAAGCCCACAAACUGUUCCUGCAUGCGCUCAAAAUGGACCCAGACUCGGUAGAUGCGCUCACCGAGUUCGGCAUCUUCUCGGAGGAAGACAAGGACAUCAUCCAGGCAGAUUACCUGUACACCCGGGCACUGACCAUCGCACCCUACCACGAGAAGGCACUGGUGCACAGAGACCGUACGCUGCCCCUGGUGGAGGAGAUCGACCAGAGGUACUUCAGCAUCAUCGACAGCAAGGUCAAGAAGGUCACAGCCAUCCCCAAGGGUAGCUCGGCCCUGCGCAGGGUCAUGGAGGAGACGUACUAUCACCACAUCUACCACACGGUCGCCAUCGAGGGCAAUACCCUCACCCUCUCAGAGAUCAGGCACAUCCUGGAGACCCGCUAUGCUGUGCCAGGGAAGAGCCUGGAGGAGCAGAACGAGGUCAUCGGCCUGCACGCAGCCAUGAAGUACAUCAACACCACACUGGUGUCCCGUAUAGGCUCUGUCACCAUCACCGACGUGCGGGAGAUCCACCGGCGGGUGCUGGGGUACGUAGAUCCUGUGGAAGCCGGCCGUUUUCGGACAACGCAGGUGCUGGUGGGCCACCACAUCCCUCCCCACCCCCAGGAAGUGGAAAAGCAGAUGGAGGAGUUCAUCCAGUGGCUCAACUCUGAGGAUGCCACUCACCUGCACCCAGUGGAGUUUGCCGCUCUCGCCCACUACAAGCUUGUCUACAUCCACCCCUUCAUCGAUGGCAACGGCAGGACCUCACGCCUGCUCAUGAACCUCAUUCUCAUGCAAGCGGGCUACCCUCCCAUCACCAUCCGCAAGGAGCAGAGAUCCGAGUACUAUCAUGUGCUGGAAGUGGCCAAUGAGGGCGACGUGAGGCCCUUCAUCCGCUUUGUUGCCCAGUGCACCGAGACCAUGCUGGACACGCUCCUGUUCGCUACAACGGAGCAUGCGGUGGCGCUGCCGGAAGCCAAGCCCAAUCACUCUAGGUUGAAGGAGACGCUUCCUGUGAAGCCCUGACCCUGUCUGUUUCUCCCUCAGCACUUCCCAAAGCAAGAGGGGUCCCUAAACAGUCUUUACCUCCAAACUUUUUUUUUUAAGGUAAAAAUGGAAAAACUAAAUUAUUAAGGCUUGUCUUCAAGAUAAUUUAUAAUUCAGCCGUUAUUUAUUGUCUUUCCCAUUACCAGUCACGCGGCCCCUGGCCUGCUGAUUUUUCCCAGCACACUUCCGAGGGGACGAUGCGCCUAUGGGACCAGAACCUGGGUUCUGGAGCAGAAUUUGCACUAAGAUGGAGGAGAGGGACAAGGUCUGAGAGGUGUGGCUUUCACUGGGAAGUGAGCACUCCUUGUCAGUGGGAGAACCUGGAUCGGGGUGAGAAGGUUAUAAGCUCCUUUCACAGAGGUUUUGCUCUGACAUUUUCUGCUUGUUUUCAAGAAGCCCCUGAGCACUAUUUCAGUUUAGCUUGCCAAUCUGAACACCAGAAGCUAUUGUUUUCCUUUAUUGAGAUUUUCUUUCCUAUGAAAAUCGCCAGGUUAACUUUACAUUUUUGUCUUUCCCACUUUCCUGACAGCCACUCAGAUCGUGUUUUUCUGAGGGUUCUCUGGGUUUGCCACCCCACAGCAGUACCGGGCCGGAACCUGGGCACUAUGCAAGUGGGUGUGUCUGUCCUUCACUCUCCAGGCAGCCCAGCCAAGACCAGAUGGCAUGAGGUGGGCAACAUUUCAGCGUCAGCUUCCACUGAACCAAGCACUUUGCAAGCAGCACUUGUCCCUUUGGCCGUGUCGCUUUACCUGUGUGUCAUGUCCUGCCUUCCCUCCCACAGCGCCUCAGGAGUGGCCUUAUUUUCCUAGCAUCUUGUAAAAUGGUACAAUGUGAUAUGGCCAAAUUCCCAAGUUGUCAUCUUGGGAAGCAGAAUAAACCUUGGCUUUUGAUACACACAGCUACUGCCAGUCAGGACCACGGGGCUAUACCCAGGAGAGGACUGGCGAUGCUGGGUGCUGGGCUGCCAGUGUCCACGCGUUGGGCGCUGUACGGAGCUGCCUCCGACUUCAGCUGCCAAGGGCACCACUCUGAUAGAGCAAGCAUCUGUGCAGUUAUGCAGUCAUAUAGAUUGCAGAGUACUUUUCUGGAAGGUUAAGAAAAGUUGAAGAGGGGUAGGAAGUAGCUCCAAGUGAUAGCCAAGACUUUCUAAGAAAUGUUUUUGCUGUUUUGAUGCUGCCGCAGGUAUUUCUUAAACCUUUACUAUAUCCUGCUUUAGUUUUGUAAGCAGACAAUUGAAGUCUGACACAAGUAUUUGCUUUGUACCACAGAAUUUGCACUUUAGUUAUUUGUGAAGGGUGUUAUUUUAACAUAAUACUGGUCCUAAUAAAGUAUUUU